GACUACACUAUCUGCAAACAUGGCGAACCUUGUGGAGGCAACAUCCUCGCAGAAAUUUGAAGAUUUGCUAUCGAAGGCUGGCAAAUGCCUGUCAGUGGUGCACUUCCAGGCAUCAUGGGCUCCCCAGUGUGCCCAGAUGAAUGAGGUGAUGGCAGAGCUGGCCAAGGAGCACACUCACACCACCUUUGUCAAGCUGGAGGCUGAGUCCGUCCCGGAGGUGUCAGAGAAGUAUGAGGUCACCUCCGUUCCCACCAUCCUUUUCUUUAAGAGUGGUCAGAAGGUGGACAGGCUGGAUGGAGCUCACGCCCCUGAGCUGACCAAGAAGGUGCAGCGUCUGUCGGUGGGGGCGGGGGGAGGCCCGGAGGCCCAGGGGGAGGCCCCCCAGGAGGACUUGAACACACGUCUGAAGAAGCUGAUGAAUGCUGCGCCGUGCAUGCUCUUCAUGAAGGGGUCGCCCCAGGAGCCUCGCUGUGGUUUCAGCAGACAGAUAGUGCAGAUCAUGAAGGAGAACAAUAUCCAGUACAGCAGCUUUGACAUCCUGUCUGAUGAGGAUGUGCGCCAGGGUCUGAAGACCUUAUCCAACUGGCCCACCUAUCCCCAGGUCUACGUCAACGGAGAGCUGAUGGGGGGGCUUGACAUCAUCAAGGAACUAGCUGAAUCUGGAGAACUAGAAAACACCUGCCCCAAAACGGUCUCCCUGGAGCACAGGUUGAAGUCAAUCAUCAACAGGAGUCCAGUCAUGCUGUUUAUGAAGGGCAAUAAGGAGGCUGCCAAGUGUGGCUUCAGUAGACAGAUCCUGGAGCUCAUGAACAGCUCAGGGGUGGAAUACAGCACGUUUGAUAUCCUCCAGGACGAAGAGGUUCGCCAGGGCCUGAAGACAUACUCCAACUGGCCCACAUACCCUCAGGUCUACGUGAAAGGAGAGCUGAUCGGUGGACUGGACAUCAUCAAGGAGCUGAAUGAGACAGGAGAUUUGACCUCAGUCCUGAAUGGGGAGUCCUAGAAGCCCAGUUACUACAACAACAAAAAAGAGGGAACAAACUCUGACUGCACACGUGUCUACCUGCUUCUCUCUUCAGCCACUCACAUGGCUUCUCUUCAUCUCCCCAUCCAAUCAGGAGGCUGAUUUGAAGGCGAACGGGAGUGAAGAAAUCUUUACCACGCGUGUGUCUCCAGAAGAGCCUGUGUACAGAUAUAAAAACUAUGUCCAAUCUUGUUGACCUAAAUACAUUCUUCCAGCUAUUGGAAUAAAAAUAUCCAUCAAACGGU
This is a messenger RNA of Hypomesus transpacificus, 1269 nucleotides long. RefSeq names its product glutaredoxin 3 (gene glrx3). NCBI's taxonomy places the organism in Eukaryota, Metazoa, Chordata, Actinopteri, Osmeriformes, Osmeridae. The transcript is spliced from 11 exons. The record is from RefSeq and is a predicted model, not a curated record. The coding region runs from base 20 to 1003 and encodes 327 amino acids.